Messenger RNA from Trichophyton rubrum CBS 118892, 285 nucleotides. Its product is annotated as mitochondrial 37S ribosomal protein RSM19. Gene Ontology annotation, molecular function: structural constituent of ribosome; RNA binding. The transcript is spliced from 4 exons. Gene Ontology annotation, cellular component: ribosome; cytosolic small ribosomal subunit. The coding region runs from base 1 to 285 and encodes 94 amino acids. Lineage: Eukaryota; Fungi; Ascomycota; Eurotiomycetes; Onygenales; Arthrodermataceae. The record is from RefSeq and is a predicted model, not a curated record. Gene Ontology annotation, biological process: translation; ribosomal small subunit assembly.
AUGUUUCCCACUCGUGCGCUGCUAAAGCGAUCAGCUUGGAAGGGUCCAAAUAUCGUGCCUCUUCCGUUGCCGAAGACGAUCCCUCCUCCUCCAGGAACACCGGCCAUUCGCACACAGGCCAGAGCAGCUACCAUCCUGCCUAAUUUUGUUGGGUUGAAAUUCGCAGUUCACAACGGCAAACAAUAUCAGGAAAUUCUAAUCACCGAGGAGAUGGUUGGGAGGAAACUUGGAGAAUUUGCGCCCACACGAAAACGCUUCACAUACCAGCACUCGAAGAACAAAUAA